GUUCCGUCAUAUGAGUACGCCCCGUGUCUUUUCACUCUGUACCAUUUGAUACUUUUAACAUUAAUGCGUAUCAAUGGGCGGUAAGAAUAAACAACGAACUAAAGGAAAUGUCCGGCCGUCCAGUAGCGGCCGAGCUGCGGAGGCACUUACCCGGGAGGGUGGCGUCAUCCCGGGCUUUGUGGGCUUCGACACGACGGUCAACUCGGAGCUGAGUUAUGUCCCGGCUGUCCACGGAGCGGAGGAGAUCGACAACCUGGUAGAUGCAGAUUUCCGCCUGGUGCUCAGGAAACUGUCAAAGAGGGAUGUUGUUACCAGACUGAAAGCUGUGCAGGACUUUGGAUCCAUGUGUCAGGAACGGGAUGCCGAAGAGGUCAAAGGUGUCCUGCCGUACUGGCCGAGGAUUUACUGCAAGAUAUCUGUGGACCAUGAUCGCCGGAUCAGGGAGGCCACCCAGCAGGCCUUUGAGCAGCUGGUGCUGAAAGUGCGUCGCAGCUUGGCCCCCUUUCUGAAGAGCUUGAUGGGCCACUGGAUUCUGUCCCAGUGUGACACUUACACACCUGCAGCCUCUGCUGCCUGCCAGGCCUUCCAGGCUGCGUUCUCCCCCAGCAAACAGCCUGAGGCUCUCAGCUUCUGCAAGGAUGAGAUGCUUAACGUACUUCAAGAUGUGUUGUUAAAGGAAACGGCAGACACGCUGAGCGAUCCACAAAGUGUGACAGAGGAGGAGAGAGAAGGCAAAUAUGUGCGCAUGCUGACCAGCUCUCUGUUGGGGGUGAAGAGACUGCUCUCCCUGCUGCUACCGAGUGACAGGACGGCCCUGGAGGAAAGACUAGCACAUCUUCUCAACUCUGGGAAGUUCUGGAAGUACAGCAAACACAAGACACCACAGGUGCGAGGGGCCUUUUUUGAGAUGGUGUGUGCUCUGUGUGAGUUCACUCCAGGACUGGUGCAGGCUGAAGCGGCACGACUGUGCCCCGCUGUUCUCCUCAGCAUCGACGACACAGACCCCAUAGUGCUGCCUCCUGUGUGGGAGGCUGUUCUUCACGUGGUGUCUACCAUCCCCGAUUGCUGGACACACGUGAAUGCAAAGAAGGGCUUCUUACCUAAACUUUGGGUACUAUUAAAAGAGGGUGGCAAAGGCAUGGCUAAAUCCCUCCACCCUAAUCUUAUGCCACUCCUCAGCAAACUGCCCCAACAGGUCACCGAUCCGACCUUGGACUUCCUCACCACCUACUUCUCCUCAUUAAUACAAGGUCUGUCUAGUGAGCGAGCAGCAACAAGCCCCUCGGAAAGUGCCGUCAUUGUGACUUCUGUUGUUGAGUGUUUGAGGUACUGCAUACUGCAGAAUGCCGAAGAGGAGGAGGAACAGAAAAAAAUAAGAACAAUACUUAUUUCACAGCAGCUGCUGCCUCUUCUAGAAAAGGCUCUCGGAAAUCCCUCCCUUCAAAAUGGGCCUCUUUUCUUCUCGGUCACUGAAAUGCUUGUUUCCUGGGAGAAAAGGGCAGGCCUACACGGUGAAGAGGAAGCUACAGACAACAGAGAUGUCUUCCAAGGGCUUCUGGCAGACUUCUGGGAGGGGCUUGGUCUUAUAUUUGUGCGUUAUGCCGACAAUGAGGAUGCAGAUCGACAAGCUUUGGAAGGGGUAGCCACCUUGCUGCAGGUAAUGCGUUACCCUGAGAGAGUAAAAAGAAAGCACGUCCAGAAGAAGAAAUCUGUCAAGAUCAGUUUCUCUCGGCCAGAGGACAAUGAGAAAACUGAAGUGGAAGGGGAUGUUGUCGAGAAGCCUGUUCAGACGGUGUCGGAGCUGAAUGAGAAGACAUCUGGGUCCCUACAGACCGAGCAUUUUGAAGAUGUAGUGUGCCAGCUGGCCCAACUGUGCCUGGUGCAUGUGAAUGAGAAAAACUCUGAGAGACAUCUUGUUUUCCUCUCUCUUCUCCUGCAAUCUUUCCACACUCCCAGGGUCUUCAGUACAUUGGUGGAAUUGGAUGACAAAAUACUGGAGAGUGAGCAGAAGGACGAUGUGAUUAAAAAGAAUCCGGCGAUGCAGUUCCUGCUGGAGCGGGUGGUGGUGUGGCUGGCGCAGAAGGACCGCAGCGACACAGAGCACCUGGUGGAGAUGGUCUUCAGCUCACUGUGCUGCUGCAGCCAGCAGGAGACCACCCGCAUCCUCAACCACAUCACCAAGAUGGAUGUGCAAUGGGGAAUCAUCCUGCAAAUUAUACAGAGGGCAUGUACAGAUCCUAAGACUUUGAAGAGCUGUCGUGAUUGGUUGAAAGGUUCAGUUCUGGGAGAGCAACUCCUGGGACUGACUGAGGAGCUGUGCAAGGUUGGAGAGAGCUCUCUCAGGUCGGCCUCUUCAUCCAGCAACCCCAGUUGGACUCUCAUCAGCCUGGUCCUCUCUCAGCACCACAACAAUGAACCUCUAAUAGGGGAGGUGUACAUGGAGAAGAUCUUAGAGAGGCUCCAUGCCACUCUGUCUGAGACAAAGGGUCUGUCCGAUGCCGGCAACAUAGAGCCUCUCAUCUGCUUCAUCUGUGAUGUGGCCUCCACAUUCUUCUCCUCCAUACAAGACUGUCUUCUCCUUCUCUCUGCUGAGGAACUCCUGCUCACGGUCUUCCAGUUAACUGCCCAGGACCAAACACACACUCACUUGUCUGACUCACUUUUAGGUAAGCUGAGGGAAGUGUGUGUGGCUGGGGUCCAGUCGUUGGUCCAACACUCUGAAUAUGAAGUCAAGGAAGGGGGCUUCCUGCACAGUGCAGCUCUUUGGGUGACGAAACGACUACUCACCGUCUCUCUGGAAGUUAAAAGUUUGCAGGUUCUGAUUCUGGCUGUACAGAGCAUAGUGGAGACAAUCAUCUCUGUCUGCAACCGAGACUCCCCCCUUCUGGUCCAGUUCUUUACACAACUGACGCCCAGCCAGACAGAAUGGACAAUAAUCCGACAAGCUCUGCCUACUCAGUGGGUCAAAAAACCCUUACUGUCCUGCCGUUACCGAGGAGUUUGCAAGGAAUCCUCUAUGGACCUCUGGAAGUUGAGGGUGCCAAGCAGGCCGCCGGCACACCUCUGUGCCUGUGCUCUGUUGGGGCGAGUAGCUCAGAGUGUUGCAGUCAUACCUAGUGCCGAAAAGGAAGCAGAAUGCCCUUCACUCCUUCCAAACCUUAAGUGCACAGUGUCAGAGCUGUUGUAUGGACUGCAGUGGUGUCAGGAAGUAGAGUACACCCCCGCCUACAGUAGCCUGCUGACUGACUCAGGGCUGUUAGGACUCCAGAAACAGGUUCCUAUGAAAGAGCUGCUGGGGACCCUCUACUCAAGGUCAUUGGAGGAUGGAGGUCUUUGGUCUCUGACUCUAGAAAACUACAUCCACACCAACAACCUGGCAGCCACUCACCAUGCGUCUGUGAGGAAGCUUUACGGCACCGCAGAGAGUUUGUUCCCAGUGUGUCAAAGCAAACUCAGUACGCUCCAGGUUCUCUGCCCCGCCAUGACUGAGGGAGACAGAGAGACUCUCGUUGCUCUGGCAACUGCUGGAAUAAUCAACUGGCGAGACAAUGACGAUGUGUAUGGGUGUCUGGCGGUGCUGCUGUGCUGUCUUAAAGCAAACACACAAGUAGAGGAAGAGGUGGUGCAGGCUAUCCUGGCCUCUGUGAUGGAGUGGAGGAACAGCAAGGAGGACUGGUUCCUCUUCAGCAGUGACCUGUCUAAAGCAACUGCAGAACAGCUGAACCUCGCUGUGGAGAUCAUGCGUUUCUCUACCUGGCUGGUGACUCAUUGUCCGAAGGUUCUCGGGGGCAACCAGUGGGACUUCCUCCUCUGCUCUAUGUUAGCCUGGUUAGAGACUGCCAGCGAGAAUGUGAGCAGCCUAUGGAACCCGUGGGUACAGCUGUUUGUGGGCGAGUCCGCUGCAUUGAUCGUGAAGCUGAAUGAGUUCUUCUCAUCAUCAUCAUCAUCAUCAUCAUCGCCGCCGCUGCCUGAGGUAGCGGAGAAGCUGCCGUCUGAUCUGCACGCUGAAUGGAGAGACUUCUUCGUAGAAGGAAUCUACAACCUGCUGCUUCCUCUGCCCAUCAACAUCACCGAAGCCUUCCCUGAACCAGACGACCCUGUGUUCCCAUUGUCGGUACUGCAGUCGGUCGGCGUGGCUCUGACAUGUGUGCCUCUGCAUCAGCUCAAAAACAACUCCCUGCCUCCACGGUUCAUAGCAGACCAGAAGACAAACCUGCCAGAGCCGCUUCAGACGCUGCUCAACACUCUCUGUCCUCUGCUGCUCUUUAAGGCCAGGCCUCUGCAGAUCACUGCCUUCCACUUGCUAGAAAAGGUGAUGCCUCAUCUGCCCGAGUGUGAUGGUGAAGGAGACAACAACAAGUCUGACGAUGAUAGAGAUGAGCCAUGUCUUUCCCCUCCAGCGUCUCUAAUGGCCAUCCUGUCGACCUGUGAGGAACUGUGCGAUAGUAUCUUGGCUGGGGUUCAAGUGGGAGAGUUUGCAGUCGUGCAGCCUCUCAGUGUGGAGUACUCCUGCAUCCUGGGAUACCUGCUGGCCUGGAAACUGCUCCUCACUUUUUUCAAAUCUUCACCGUCCCAUCUGCGAGCCCAUUAUGCCCAGUAUCUUAAGAGAAGCUGCUCCCUUAACAAGCUGCUCCUUCACCUCUUCAAAAUGAUGCCCGAGAACCCCAUCUACCCCGGCCAGGGGGCGGAGUCAAAGGACACAAAAACCUUCUUCACAGAGGGCCAGUCUCUGGCUGUUGACAACAGUGACGGUGUCGAGUGGGAGCUCCCUCACCUGGCCUGCAGCGUGUACUACAGCACGGUGCAGGACCUGCCCGCCAUGGUGCGGCUGUGGUGGAACGGCCAGGAGAAAAGAGUGAGCACGACGGCGGAGAAGUUCACUAUUAAAUACGUCAGCCCUGUGCUCUCAGCUCAGGAGAUCUCGUCGGUCCACUCCAGCACUCAGAUGUUCGAAAGCAUGACUGUGAAGGCCCGCUCUGCAGCGCGGGAGGUGAUUGCUACCUAUUCUGUGGAUGACAUCUUCAUCGAGUUGGUGAUUCAGCUACCACAGAACUACCCUCUGGGCUCUAUCACUGUGGAGAGUGGGAGGCGUGUGGGAGUCGCCGUGCAGCAGUGGAGGAACUGGAUGCUGCAACUGAGCACCUACCUCACACAUCAGAAUGGCAGCAUAAUGGAGGGCCUGGCUCUGUGGAAGAACAACGUGGAUAAGCGCUUCGAGGGAAUAGAGGAUUGUAUGAUCUGCUUCUCUGUGAUCCACGGCUCCAACUACUCGCUGCCCAAGAAGGGCUGUCGCACCUGCAAGAAGAAAUUCCACUCGGCGUGUUUGUACAAAUGGUUCACCUCCAGCAACAAGUCCACCUGUCCUCUGUGCAGAGAAACCUUCUUCUAACAGCGGCGUUAAAUUAGGUUAUCAAAGUCCAUUUGAUUUGAUCGCACUAUGAGUUAAAACUCCGAUCUAAGCAGCCGUUAAAUCUAGCGAUUAUGAUAUUUCUACGACUUCUAUGUCCAUAUUCAGUAGCUGCAGUUGUUAAGCUGUCAACUGUUUGUUUAUUCCACUGCUUCUCUGGGCUGAAUAUGUGCAGCAUCAGUAGCUCGCUCAGAUGUUUUUCUGUUGAUAAUGAGGUUUUAUCUUUUUGGCGAUUUUCAUUUUUCAUCGUUUGGAACAGUGUUUGCAGGAGAGGCUAAAUCACCACCUUGGAAAGAAACCAAAGCUAGGCCAGGUGCUGCAGUCGUAUAGAAACACAUGUCCUAAUGAGUCAUUUUAAAACUAGAAGAAAAAAAACAUGGUGUAAAUAUUGCAACGCCAAGGACAGGUUUCACAUGUUUUUUCCUAAUAUUUAGGAGUUUAAAGAAAUUAUGUCUGAUUAGUGACAUGCCUUAUAUACCAUUAUGACAUCACUGACGAUAAUCAAGACAGGGAGGUUCUCAAUGCUCACAAAUAACACAUUCAAUGUCUUCCCCUGUGUCUGUUUACAGCUGUAAAUGAUGCUGGAAAGGAAAUAAAAGAUGUAUGGAUACUA
This is a messenger RNA of Eleginops maclovinus (Patagonian blennie), 6020 nucleotides long. RefSeq names its product listerin E3 ubiquitin protein ligase 1 (gene ltn1). The record is from RefSeq and is a predicted model, not a curated record. Gene Ontology annotation, cellular component: cytosol; RQC complex. The transcript has 32 exons. Gene Ontology annotation, biological process: ribosome-associated ubiquitin-dependent protein catabolic process; rescue of stalled cytosolic ribosome. The coding region runs from base 74 to 5389 and encodes 1771 amino acids. NCBI's taxonomy places the organism in Eukaryota, Metazoa, Chordata, Actinopteri, Perciformes, Eleginopidae. Gene Ontology annotation, molecular function: ribosomal large subunit binding; zinc ion binding; ubiquitin protein ligase activity.